AUGUGUGGUAUAUGGGCUCUACUCGGCGGGCAUCUAACACAUACUCAUGAAACCGAAUUUCUGAAAAUUGCUGGACGUGGACCGGAUCUUACAGUCCUCGCCAACGUUCAGCCAACAGUAUGGCUGGGUUUUCAUCGUCUAGCUAUUGUAGAGCCGGGUAAUGUUGCAAGUGUACAACCAAUUGUCUACAAUGAUCUGUCGGUUGUCUGUAAUGGAGAGCUCUAUAACCACGAAGAAUUGAAAAGCAGAUGCCCGUUGGAUGGUAUCCGUAACGGAGCUUCAGACUGUGCAGCUAUUAUCCAUUCAUUUAUCUUCUUCAAAGGCGAUUUACGUAAAACAUGCGCCUCCCUAGAUGGCGUUUUUGCAUUUCUUAUGGCCGACAAACAUAACUUAUAUAUUGGUAGAGAUCCAAUUGGUGUACGACCAUUGUUCUAUGGACAUACUGCUUCAGGUGCCUUAGUGCUUGGUUCAGAAGUAAAAUCAGUUGAGAAGCUAUGCGAGCGAGUUUUGUAUUUUCCGCCUGGUUGUUGCGCAACAGUACCCAUUGGUUCAAAAUCCGAAAGCCUCAAUAUUCAGCAAUAUUACGUAUUACCGUGUUUAGCAGACAGAAUUUUACCAGUUAAUGAAAUACAGGCAAUGAUACGACAGACAUUAAUUGCUGCUGUACAGAAACGUUUAAUGGGGAAUCGCCAAUUUGGUUUUAUGCUCAGUGGUGGAUUGGAUAGCUCAUUGGUUGCCUCAAUUGCAUCAAGGAUGCUUACCGAGUGUCGUCCAAUUGCCUUCAGUGUUGGUUUUGAGGAUUCACCAGAUAUUGAAAAUGCAAGGGCAGUUGCCAAAUUUUUAGACAUUGAACAUCGAGUUCUCGUAAUAACACCAGAACAGUGUAUCAAACUUAUUCCAGGUGAAGGUGCUGAUGAACUGUUUGGUUCGUAUGCCUAUAUGCAACAUGCUCCAUCAGCUGCACAUUUACAUCGUGAAAUUUUACGUCGUCUGAAACUGUUACAUCACUACGAUGUACUUCGUUGUGAUCGGGCCACCUCAUGCCAUGGUCUGGAAAUUCGUGUACCAUUCUUGGACAAAAAAUUUAUCGAUCUUGUUGUCCGUUUACCAGCUUCACAUAAAAUAGCACCGGGUAAAAUUGAAAAAGAGAUUAUACGUAGCGCAUUUGUUGGCUGGUUACCCGAAGAGGUACUGUGGAGAAGUAAAGAAGGCUUUUCUGAAGCACUUGGUAAAACUGAUCUUGGUGAUAUUGUACGACGACAUGUAGACAGUCUAAUAAGCUCUGAACAAUUUGAGGAACAAGUUAAGCUGUAUCCAGAUAGAACACCAGAGACCAAAGAAGAACUGUGGUAUAGAAUAUUGUUUGAAAAUAUUUAUUCAUUCAAGAAAGUUGAAUCAACAAUUCACACCAAAGUUUACAGGUCAGUUAUCUCUGUUGCUUUUUUCUUCUUUUUAUCUUUCUUCUCUUCACUGUAAUU
This is a messenger RNA of Enterobius vermicularis (human pinworm), 1478 nucleotides long. The record is from the annotation of a GenBank genome assembly. Lineage: Eukaryota; Metazoa; Nematoda; Chromadorea; Rhabditida; Oxyuridae.